AUGAAUUCUAUCGGCAAACGCACCGAAUCUCACCCGGACGACCUGGUGGCCCUGCGUUUCAUCUCCAUCAACUCCAUCAUUGACCCCUGGGUGUUUAUCCUCCUCUCCCCCAGCGUCAUGCACUUCUGCUGGGCCUCGGUGUGCAGGGCUCCGCGGGGCACAGCCAGGGGGUCCAUCUUCAAACUGUCUCUGAGCAAACAGAACUCAGCGGUGCAGCAAGAACUCUCGCGACCCACGUUGGAGUUUACUGAGAACUGUAACAACCAGUCUGAGGCGGGAACCCUAUGA
Knipowitschia caucasica is the source of this 288-nucleotide messenger RNA. Lineage: Eukaryota; Metazoa; Chordata; Actinopteri; Gobiiformes; Gobiidae. The record is from the annotation of a GenBank genome assembly.